Molecule: messenger RNA, 2622 nt
Organism: Trypanosoma grayi
Lineage: Eukaryota; Euglenozoa; Kinetoplastea; Trypanosomatida; Trypanosomatidae
Product: protein kinase
Exons: 1
Coding region: 1-2622 (873 amino acids)
Biological process (GO): protein phosphorylation
Molecular function (GO): phosphatidylinositol binding; metal ion binding; protein serine/threonine kinase activity
Source: RefSeq, a predicted model, not a curated record
AUGAUGUCAAAGCUGUUCGGUCGGGAUGGGCAGCGGCGCGAGAAGCACGAGAUUACGCCCAGCGAGCUGAGGGCGCUGCGUGGAGUGGCCGCCACCAGCAACAUCACAUCCGUGGCCGUUCCAAAAUACCGAGUGCGCGGGAGUUUCGUCGAGUACGUCAUUGAGUGCACCAAACGCAACGCAACUUGGCAGGUGUUCCGGCGCUACCAGCAGUUCAAGACGCUUGACCAGAAGCUGAAGCAGCUGUGCCCGAUGAGCUCGCAGCAUCACUGCGAGUACGGCGUGCUCCCUGUGCUGGCCGGUAGCCACUGGACAGAGGUCACGAACCAAUCCGUUGACCUGGUGGAGAAACGGCGGCGCUACCUAGAGAUCUACCUCGAGCAGCUGCUGGUGCCGCGCAACUUGUUCUACGUCGCCAGGACAGUGUUGUAUGACUUCCUGCAUGACGGUGAGGUGCCGGUGCGGUACAAGGCCAAUAUCAUACAGCCUCUCAUCGGUUUUGCGAUGCCGCCCCAGCUGCAGCAAGAAAAAGAAGGGGAGAAUAAAGGUGAGAACGGCGUUACCACGCCCAUUGAAGAGCUGCCGCAGCCGGUUGUAGGUAGUAGUGGCAUCAACAACAACAACAAAGAUACGAACUCGAUGCACACAACGGCGAGCGGUGUAUCGGAAAAAGUGAAUUCAACAAGCCCGCGGUCUUCUUUAGCUGCAGCUGCUGCAAGCAUUACCGACGACGGGGACGAUGCACCGUCGAACGGAGACACAGAUGCUGAGGAUGUGCGUUUGCCGACACCUUCCCGUUUGUGCCUGCAGUGCAAUGCAGAGUUUUCGUCUGUGCUGUACCCACACAGAUGCUUUUCGUGUAAGCAGCAGUUUUGCCGUAACUGUCUGCGCCGCAUGGAACUAGAAGAUGGAGGCAAGGUCAAGGCAUGCAUGCAGUGCUACGAGAACUACGAGCGACAUCAACAAAAGAAGCGAAUGGAAAAAGGUCCUGGCUCGCCCACGUCAGUUGUACCGCCCAAGGAUACCGAGACGCCUGCUGCGUCAACUGUUUGUGAAUCUCCUCUCGCGCCGUUGUGCCUUGACGGAACGGGUCUCCUUCGGACAGAUGUUUCCCUGAAGGACUUUGAGCUCGUCACGACACUUGGUCGUGGUACGUUUGGGAAAGUGAUAAAGGUCAUCUUCCGCGAGGACGGCAAGGUGUAUGCAAUGAAGGUCCUGAACAAAUGCAUUAUACACAAGCGUCGCAUGAUUGAGUACAUCAAGGAGGAAAAGAAUAUUAUGGCAACUCUUCCACCUCACCCGUAUGUUGUGAAGUGCCACUUUGCCUUUCAAACCGACUAUCAUCUCUUCUUUGUGCUCGACUACCUCCCGGGUGGGGAACUGUAUUCACACGUGUACCCGAAGUGCACGCUCGGCCCCGAGGACGUUCGAUUGUACAUUGCGGAGAUCGUGCUGGCACUACAGCACCUGCACCGCUACGACAUCGUCCACCGGGAUGUAAAGCUGGAGAACAUCGUCUUGGGCGCGGACGGCCAUCUCAAAUUGACAGACUUUGGGCUCGCCAGGACAAACUUCUCUCGCCAUCGCCGCUGCAGCUUCGUUGGCAGUGCGGAGUACCUUGCCCCCGAGACGAUUCAAGGUGAGAGUCAAACAAAAGCAUUGGAUUGGUGGAGUGUUGGUGUGAUGUUGUAUGAAAUGUUAUUUGGUAAACCGCCGUUUCACGCCGCCAAUAACAAGGAGGUCUAUGACAAUAUAUUAUACCGUCCGCUGGACUUCACCGCCCCCUGCUUCACACCCGAGGCGACAUCGCUGAUUCAGCAGCUACUGCAGCGACCGACGAGCCUUAGGCUUAGCGACCCGGAGAGCAUUAAGGCACACCCGUACUUUGCACCGAUCGACUGGGAGGCUCUGGAGAAAAAGUCCAUCCCCGCCCCCUUCCGGCCAAGACUCGACGGCAACGAUACGAGGUAUUUCAAGCGGGAGUACACAGCGGAAUGGGCGGUGAUUCCGAAGCCAGUGGGCGUGAGCCGCGCCACAUUGGAUGUGUUGACGAGUCGCUUUAGUAACUUUGUCCACGUAAGCGACGAGGAGGCUGAUGUACCACUGUUGGAGAAUAAAAACCAGCAGCUGCUGUUUAAGGAGGAUGGCGAAGGCGUGGCACGGAGUCUCCUUGGUGUGUGGCGUGUGAUGAAGGUGGAGAUGAUGACGGCCGACGGCAAGGUGGCGUACCCGUGGGGCAGCGAAGUGCGCGGUCUGCUCGCGUACUUCCCCGACGGGCUGUUCACGCUUCAGCUUGCACCAAUAAAUCGGCGCAAUGUGCGCCCAGAUUUUGUGGAGCGGGCAACGAAGGAGGAGCUUGUCGAGGCGUACAGCUCCUACACGGCGAGCUUUGGCAGGUGGUACCAGGCCAAGGCGGGGGGCAACGUUGUUGUUCAUUGCCCCAGUGGUAGCUUGUGCCCGAACCUUACACGGGGGUCCCAGAAAUACUACUUCGAGGUGGGCGGGGGUAGGCAUGUGGGUGACGCCGCGGUGCUGAAACUCUACACAGCAACCCAGAUCCUUCGGGAUGAGAGGCUAUUAGCGAGAACGGUAUUAACUUGGGAACGAAUUAGUUCCUGUUAG